This is a messenger RNA of Scleropages formosus (Asian bonytongue), 552 nucleotides long. RefSeq lists its product as uncharacterized. The coding region runs from base 195 to 449 and encodes 84 amino acids. The transcript is spliced from 2 exons. The record is from RefSeq and is a predicted model, not a curated record. Lineage: Eukaryota; Metazoa; Chordata; Actinopteri; Osteoglossiformes; Osteoglossidae.
CCCCAGGACAAUGCGAGCGCUCAUCGAGUGGCGCGCGCGGAGGAGCUCGGCAGCGGAGCGAGGAUAAGAAGAUGCCGUUUUGACGACGGGAGGCAACUCGUUAUUGCGGGGUUCAGAGCUCUGUCCUCGCAGCCUGAGCGCCGCUCCGCUCCUCUCCUCUCCUCCCUGGAUACUGUGUGCGACCUAGAAGCGCCAUGGAUCUCUCGUUUAUGGCCGCGCAGAUCCCUGUAAUGACAGGUGCAUUCAUGGACUCACCCAACGAUGACUACAGCACCGACCACUCCCUCUUCAACUCCUCUGCCAGUGUGCAUGCCGCUGCCAUUGCUGCCAACAGCCAGCAAGAGGAGCCACAGCCGAUGUCCAGGGAUGCCAUCUGGCUUUGGAUCGCCAUUGUGGCCACGAUUGGCAACAUCGUGGUGGUGGGCGUCGUCUACGCUUUCACAUUCUGAUCCUCGGCACUCUUCCCAGUGACUCUGGAACUGUGACUGUGCUGCUAAAGACUGCUUUAAUAUACAGCUGAAAUUACACUAAGGAUGUGGUCAUGUAAUAACA